AAGUCCAGCUCGGCGGCUGUUCUCGGCUUUCCUUCGAAGGUUCCCCUUUCUAAUCUUUCUCAUUUGUCCUUCCGAAAUUGACAAGAAUUCUGAUCUCUCCAAAUCUCUGAUCUGAAAUUCCUUCUUCGCGGAAGAUUCGUCGAUCCCGGUUCCUUCAAGUUAGCCUGGAAUUCUACUUGAUCCAGCGCUGUUGUCGCUGCAGUAUUCGGCUUUGGCUCUUCGAGUUCUGAUGCGAGAAGAGCUAGGGUUUUGAGAUCGAGUCGUGGUUUUGGGAUUAAUUGUUGGUGAGACGAUGGCGGAUGCUCGGCGGUAUGGAUUGACCCCUCAGUUAGAUAUUGAGCAGAUACUUUUGGAAGCACAACAUCGAUGGUUACGCCCUGCAGAAAUUUGUGAAAUUCUUCGAAACUAUAAGAAAUUUCGCAUUGCCCCAGAAUCGCCAAAUAAACCUUCUAGUGGUUCACUUUUUCUUUUUGAUCGGAAAGUAUUGAGAUACUUCCGGAAGGAUGGCCAUAACUGGAGAAAGAAAAAAGAUGGAAAAACUGUGAAAGAAGCUCAUGAAAGACUAAAGGCUGGAAGUAUUGAUGUUCUACAUUGCUACUAUGCUCAUGGGGAAGAAAACGAAAAUUUUCAAAGACGGAGUUAUUGGAUGUUGGAAGAGGAUUACAUGCAUAUUGUUCUCGUACACUAUCUUGAAGUCAAGGGUAACAAACCAAGUUUCAGUCGUGCUAGAGAUGUCGACGAAAUUGCUCAAGUUGCCAAUAUGGAUAGUCCUAUCUGUUCUAAUUCAUUCACAAAUCAUAGCCAGCUGCCUUCACAAACUACAAGUGCUGAAAGCCCAAAUAGUACACACACUUCAGAAUAUGAAGAUGCUGAAUCUGAUAAUUAUCAAGCAAGUUCCAGAUACAACUCUUUCCUUGAGAUGCAGCAGCAUGGGGAUGGACCUGUGAUGGAUGUUCGUCUGUUGAACCCUCAUGUUCCAAUUGAUUCCGUAAAUAACCAAUGUGAUAUUCAGGGAACAAAGGCUACAGAACCUAAAUCAGACUUUUAUUCAGUUCUUCAAGAGAAUAUAACUAGAGUUUUUGAUGAAACAGGCCUUGGAUUAACCUUUAGUGGGCCCAGAACACAAUUUGACCUGACAUCAUGGGAUGAAGUCCUGGAACAUUGUACAACAGGGUUCCAAGCACCAUCUUUCUACCCAGCAGUUGCUUCUACACAGUCUGCCACAGUGGAGGACAAUCUUAGACUUGAGACUUCAACACUUGGGGAACUACACACGGAUGACCUUGGGUUCAAGCAAGUGGAUGUUACCAGUGCUCAAGACAAAUCACUGUGGCAGCUUUCUAAUGCUGACAUUGGUCCACUUGUUACACCAAAUGUGGAUCUGCAACAUGGUACGUCUAUAGAGGAAAAUGUCAAUGCCCCUUCCCUUAUAACACAGGCAUCAUUAGAUUUCUCUAAUAUAGAAGGAGAAGGCCUAAAGAAAUAUGACAGUUUCUCAAGAUGGAUGAGCAAUGAACUUGGAGAAGUAGAUGACUCGCAUAUGAAACCCAGUUCUGGGCUUUACUGGAACACUGUUGAAAGUGAAAGUGUUGUUGAAGAUUCUAGCAUGUCUAAUCGUGAGCACUUUGAUGCAUAUAUAAUGAACCCCUCACUUUCCCAAGACCAACUUUUCAGUAUAAUUGAUUUCACUCCUAAUUGGGCAUAUGCUGGCAUGGAGACUAAGGUUUUAAUCACUGGAACAUUCUUGAAGAAUAAGGAAGAUGUAGAAAAAUGUCAAUGGUCAUGCAUGUUUGGGGAAAUUGAAGUUCCAGCUGAGAUUUUAACAGAUGGAACUCUUCGUUGCCAUGCUCCAUUGCAUAAAUCUGGAAGGGUUCCUUUUUAUGUCACCUGCUCCAACAGAUUGGCUUGUAGUGAAGUGCGGGAAUUUGAGUUCCGGGAAAAUGAUGCUCAGUAUAUGGAAGCUUCAGAUUCUUAUGGUUACAAUACAAAUGAAAUGUGUCUUCAUAUACGUUUGGAAAAGCUGCUUACUUUGGGACUAGUUGACCACCAAAAAGCUGUACCUGAUAGCGCCAAGGAGAAUCUUCAUUUAAGGAAUAAAAUUAGUUCACUGAUGAUGGAAGCUAACGACGAGUGGUCCAAUCUGGUCAAGCUAACUCAUGAGGGGUUUUCUCCUGACAAUGCAAAGGACCAGUUGCUUGAAAAAUUAAUGAAAGAGAAACUGCAUUCCUGGCUUCUUCACAAAGUAUCGGAAGGGGGUAAAGGCCCCAAUGUUUUGGAUAAGGAGGGACAGGGUGUGCUUCAUUUGGCAGCUGCCCUUGGUUAUGAUUGGGCUAUAAGACCAACAAUAACUGCAGGUGUAAGUAUUAACUUCAGAGAUGUGCAUGGGUGGACUGCCCUUCACUGGGCAGCAAACUAUGGCAGGGAGCGGACAGUUGUUGCCCUCAUUGCCUUGGAUGCAGCUCCUGGAGCUUUAACAGAUCCUACUCCUGAGUACCCAACCGGGAGAACACCUGCAGAUCUAGCAUCUGCAAAUGGGCACAAGGGCAUUGCUGGCUUUCUGGCAGAGUCUUCUCUGACUAACCAUCUUUCGACUCUCACUUUAAAAGAGUCAAAAGGCAGUAAUGUAGCAGAAAUUUCUGGUAUUACAGAUGUUGAAGAUGUUGCAGAAAAGAGUGCUAUUCAGGUUGCUGAUGGAGAUGUGCAGGCUGGACUUUCACUGAAGGAUUCAUUGAGUGCUGUCCGCAAUGCUUCUCUAGCUGCAGCUCGGAUCUAUCAAGUUUUUAGAGUUCAUUCAUUCCACCGAAAGAAGGUCAUUGAGUAUGGAGAUGACAAAUGUGGAAUAUCAGAUGAGCGUGCUCUUUCUCUCAUAUCUCUGAAAACAGCCAAACCAGGACAGCAUGAUAUGCCUCUGCAUGCUGCUGCAAUUCGUAUACAAAACAAGUUUAGAGGGUGGAAAGGAAGAAAGGAGUUUUUGAUUAUUCGGCAGCGUAUUGUUAAGAUCCAGGCCCAUGUACGAGGAUACCAAGUGAGGAAACAGUACAAAAAGAUCGUCUGGUCUGUUUUGAUUGUGGAGAAAGCUAUAUUGCGGUGGAGGCGGAAAGGAAGCGGAUUGCGUGGUUUCCGGCCUGAAGGACAACUGGAGGGUCCUACCAUGCAAAACCAAGGAGCUAAAGAGGAUGAUUAUGACUUCUUGCAAGAAGGCAGAAAACAGACUGAGGCCAGGCUGCAGAAAGCACUUGCAAGGGUUAAGUCCAUGGUUCAAUAUCCUGAAGCAAGAGAUCAAUACCGGAGGCUUCUAAAUGUUGUCACUGAGCUCCAGGAGUCCAAGGCCAUGCAAGAUAGAAUUUUGAAGGAGUCAGAGGAGGCCGCUGCUGAUGAUUUCAUGAUUGAACUGGAAGAGCUCUGGCAGGAUGACACGCUCAUGCCCACGGCUUAGUGUGGCUGAGAUUUCUUUGGCUUCAUAUGCCGAAGGCUUGCAUCUGUAUACCUUCCAACUGCUGCUGUAAAUAAUCUGCUUCGUGGGUUUGCAACGGACGAUCGACAUAAUAUGCUGUAUAUACAUGCGCUAGUUGUAUGCAACUUAGGGAUGAAGUUAUUUAUAGAUAUGGAUGCUUUGGAUUAAUUUUUCU
This is a messenger RNA of Phoenix dactylifera (date palm), 3629 nucleotides long. RefSeq names its product calmodulin-binding transcription activator 3-like. Gene Ontology annotation, molecular function: double-stranded DNA binding; protein binding; transcription coregulator activity. Gene Ontology annotation, cellular component: nucleus. The record is from RefSeq and is a predicted model, not a curated record. Gene Ontology annotation, biological process: regulation of transcription by RNA polymerase II. Lineage: Eukaryota; Viridiplantae; Streptophyta; Magnoliopsida; Arecales; Arecaceae.